Molecule: messenger RNA, 2049 nt
Organism: Aspergillus oryzae RIB40
Lineage: Eukaryota; Fungi; Ascomycota; Eurotiomycetes; Eurotiales; Aspergillaceae
Product: putative chromatin remodeling complex subunit (Arp9)
Exons: 3
Coding region: 1-2049 (682 amino acids)
Source: RefSeq, a predicted model, not a curated record
AUGCCGCCUUUCAAAGAUGAACACAUUUUGAUAAUCGCGCCAGGCUCGCAGGUGACCCUGGCGCAACUGGGUCUUCCCGAAUCAUUCACACCCGCUCGCUAUCGCUUUCCCACGCGGAUGUUCCCUGCCGAAAAGAAGGGUGAAUUUGAACCAUACAAGAUCCGCGAGCGACGACAGGAUGGGAAACCUAGCAAUGGGACAAGCGCGCCCAAGGAGGAUGUGGAGAUGAAAGAUGCGGAAACCUCCGCUCCAGAAGCCACAGGCAACAAUGAGGCCGCCCCCAAGCCCGAGAAUGGAGAACAAGAGGACAAGAAAGAUCCUGCCGAGGGCCAGGAUACCAACGGGGAGACGAAAAAGGAGGCCCAGCAGAUCUUCUACGAGGAGGACAUUACAUCGGAUGAGGGGGCUAUCUACCCCCUCGAGAAUGGGCACAUUGUCGACUGGCCGUGUUUCUUUGCUCUCCUAACACAUGUUCACAAUACCCUCAGCCCCCCAUUUCACACGCCGAUUAUGCUUAUCUCCCAACCGGCCUGGUCAGCACGCGACCGCGAGGCGAUCACACAGUUUGUGUUUGAGAAGUUCAAGACGCCCGCCUUUUGCAUGAUGGAUUCCGCUCUCGCCAUCUGCUAUGGAUACGGUACCUCGACUGCGGCGGUUGUCGACGUUGGCAAAGGGAAAGUGGAUGUCACCGCCGUCACGGAUUUCCUUGUCAAUGAGCAUGGACGAGGGAUUGCCCUGGAAGGUUGUGGUGGAGAUUACAUGACAGACAGACUUCAAGAGCUGCUGGGGUCGAAGGGUUUCACAAGAGAGAUGUGCGAGCAGUUGAAGAGGAGUAACAUUACCGAAAUUCUACCUGCUGGAACGCCCUUGCCUGGCACCGCUGCCACCGCACGACAGAACCCUAACCCUGCCGCUGCAGCUUCUACGGGAGGACAAGACGGAGGUCCCAAUGAUGCCGUUCCCCGCGGCCCUGGUGAAGGCACUCAAACUGGCCCGGAAGGCACCAAUGGAGAAGAUGAAGAUGAGGGCGUGCUGGAUGUUGCAGCUAUUGUCAGCGGCAACACCAGCGAGUUCCUAGCAAACAGAGAAAAAGAGAAAGCGGAGAAGUCGAGUUCCAAAAAGGGCUCGGUUGACCAAAGUGGGAAGCCUAUUCGUCUUCCCAACUCCAAGAAAGAGAAGGCCUCAUUCCAAUACGAGGAAUACGCGCGAUUGGAGCCGGAAAAAGACGCGCCCAACGCUCCUCCACGAUAUAUCCGCCAGACACGAGAGAUCGAAGUCGGCGUUGAGCGUUUCCUGUCUGCCACUCCAAAGCAAAAAACCGGGGAACGUUUAACCAGCAAUAUCCUUGAAGAUAUUGCAACACAAAUCCACCAUACUAUCCUUUCUGUACCAGACGCCAGCAAGCGCAGCGAACUCUGGGAUUCGUUGGUCGUUGUUGGUAACGGCAGUAAGAUCAAGGGAUUCACCCAAGCUCUGCUUAACACCAUCACACAAAAGUAUGUUCUCUCGCCAUCUGCCACCAUUUUCACUUCUGAGCUCCCCUCCAAUUUCUCCACCCCCAUGCCGACGGGAGGUACCAACACUCCCGCACCUGGUCAAACCGGACCUUUUAAUACCCCUGGCCACGGAGUGAACCCCCUUCUUGUUGCUGCAACACAUUCGAACAACCCGACGGCUGGAAAUAUGCCAGGAACCCCAUCAAUGGAUCCUUCGAUGGCUUCCCACUAUCGCUCAACUGGCCAUUCUCAGACCCCAACCUCCGUCAAGACCCUGAAGCCCCCAGAGUACUUCCCGGAGUGGAAGGAGCACGGCAAUUCCAACGUUCCUGGGACCAGCGGGUCUGCAGGAAUGAACAACGGGCCCAACGCUGGGCCUGGUGGCCCAGGUGCGCCCAGUGGCGGUCAUGGUAUGGAGGAAGCGGUAUUCCUAGGAGCCCAAGUUGCUUCUAAGGUUGUUUUCGUUAUUGAUCAAGGUCUCAGUAAGGGGUUCAUGACCCGUGUGGAGUAUAAUGAGAAUGGGCCCUCUGCAAUCCAUGAAUAUUCCAUGUGA